This is a messenger RNA of Canis lupus familiaris (dog), 1767 nucleotides long. RefSeq names its product tubulin epsilon and delta complex 2 (gene TEDC2). NCBI's taxonomy places the organism in Eukaryota, Metazoa, Chordata, Mammalia, Carnivora, Canidae. The record is from RefSeq and is a predicted model, not a curated record. Bases 91 to 1371 code for a protein of 426 amino acids. The transcript is spliced from 10 exons.
GUCAGCGCCGCCGGAAGGGGGCGGUCCCCUAGCCCGGAAAGGACCGGACUUCCUGGAGGCGGCAAAUCCGGAGGAGCGGUGGCCGCCUUGAUGCUGCCCGCGGGCUGCUCGCGCCGGCUGGUGGCCGAGCUGCGGGAUGCCCUGGACGCCUGCGCUGAGCGACAGCGGCGGCUGGAGCGGAGUCUGCGCGCGUGCCGCCGGCUGCUGCGGCCCUGGGAAGCGGCCGAACUUCCGGCUGCGGAGCCAACCCCGGCACCGGAAACUCAGGAAGAGGCCCCGUCUCCGGCAUGCACGCCUAGCCCUCAAGACCUCAAGGAAUUGGAGCUUCUGACCCAGACACUGGAGAAAGCUGUACGGGUGAGGAAAAGCGUGUCUAAGGCUGCAGAAAGACACAAGGCCCUCAGCCUGAAGUCUGGGUCCACCGCAGCCUCUGCCCCAUCCCGGGUCUCAGGCCAGGCUGGCAGGCGAGCCUCAGAGACAAAACCACUCAGGUGCAUCCAUCAGACCGGGGUACCUGCCGAGGGCCUCCCCGAGUGCAGGCUUCUGUCAGCGGGGGAUCGCACCUGCAAGGGGAAGGGAGCCCGAGCCACCAAGCCUGGACCAGGCCUCAGGGACCAACUUCCACUGGCUGCUCCUCCGGCCCCGGAAGUUUUCACAUUGAAGGAAAAAGGGGUCCUGCUGAAGUUACCCACGGCCUACAGGAAAGCAGCCUCCCAGAACUCCCGCCUGUGGACCCAGCUCAGCUCUACGCAGACCAGUGACUCCGUGGAUGCUGCUACCAACGCCAAAACCCAGUUCCUCCAGAAAAUGAAGAUGGCUUCAGGCUGGCCUGGCUCUGGGCUCAGUGCUGCAGAGGUGGAGGCGGAGGUGGGGCUCCUAUGGAAGGCCUGCUCGCUGCUGAGACAGCGAAUGGAGGAAGAGCUCUUGGCAGACUGUGCUGACUGGGUGCAGGAGUACCACUGCCUGCUUACCCUGGAGGGGCUGCAGGCCAUCACGGGGCAGUGUCUCCACAGACUGCAGGAGCUGCGUGCUGAAAUGGUGGGACAGCAGUUGGGGCCAUGGCCUGAGGAGAGAUGCCCCAGAGCCUCAGGGUCCUGUGAAGGAAGAACAGACCCUACCUGGAGCUCGCAGCUGCUUCUGUACUCCAGCACCGCGGAGCUGCAGACCCUGGCGGCCCUCAGGCUGCGAGUGGCCAUGCUGGAGCAGCAGAUCCACCUGGAAAAGGUCCUGAUGGCCGAACUCCUCCCGCUGGUGAGCACACCGGAGGCACAGGGGCCGCCCCCACUGGCGCUCUGCCGAGCCGUGCAUAGCCUGCUCUGUGAGGGAGGUGAGCGCUUCCUCACCAUCCUUCGAGACGAACCUGCCAGCUGAGCCCUUCCCGUGGCCAGCGACCACUCACCUUGCCCAUUCCCAGGCACAGGACCCUGGCAUGAGGGUGCACUUGUUCUGACCCUCAGACCACUGGGAGACCACCACCACCCCUUCUCUGUUAGGUGAACGGGGAUUGAGAAGGUCUGGUCGGCCUGGGGGCCCAGGGAUGGCUGUAGCCACCCUGGAAACCAGGGCCGCCAGGUGGGCUGGGGACAGCCUCCCGGCUCUUGCUGAGGAGCCCAGGGCCCUUCUUGCAGCAGCUAAAGCUGACAGGCCUCCGCAUGGCGUGCACAUCAGAGGCCUGCGGGCUUUUUUCUCAGCUACCUCUGUUUUUCCUUGUUUUAGACUUAGAAGCCACUUGUGUGACAUUAAAACUACUUCAGAAAGUAUAUUCAA